AUGACGCAAUUGACAUGCGACUCGGGACCCUGCGACAAAACGCGUGUUUGGAUCACGGGUGUCAAAGCGUCGAAACCGGCCACUUGAACGCCGUUGUCGAACUCGCGAGAUGGGUGAAAGCAGUCGGCCAUGCACCGUGUGGCUGGGCUCGGAAACGGGCAUUCUGAAGGGCGUCAGUGUGUCCCGUAGACAAGCCUUCAACUUCUGCAACAGCUCACAGCUGAGCCGCCAGCACGAGGUCCGGACACUGUGCUGGGCCGACGCGGCCGAGAGCGAGCUCCUGGUCGGCGCCGUAGACGGAACCAUCAAGACAUUCAGCGUGGAAAAGGGGGAAUUUACCAACUUCCGUACCUGCGCUGAUCCCGCCGAGGGCUCCUUCGUCGGGAUGGCGGUUUUGGACGGCGGCUCAACCCUGGUGACAUGCGUGGACAGUGGCGUGCUCAAAGUAUGGAGAGACGAAAGCUCCGAGCCCACCACGGAGAUCCGCGUGGGGAGCGACGUGGCCCGGAUGAGACAGAACACAGAGCACCCGCACAAGGUGGCAACCGGCGGGAAGGACAAUUGUCUCAAAGUGUGGGACCUCGAGAAGCCCGACAAGCCCGUUUUCACCGCUAAGAACCUGCGGAACGACUGGCUGAAUCUACAGCAGCCGCACUGGGUCAAAGACAUGGCCUUCAUACCAGGAUCCGACAAGGUGGUCACCUGCACGGGAUACCACCAGGUCCACGUGUACGACCCCUCCACACCCCAACGUCGUCCGGUCCUGGAGGUCACCUACGGGGAGUAUCCACUGACGUCAUUGUCUCUUCCUGCCACCGGAGGUUCGGUGGUGGUCGGGAACACGCACGGUCAGAUCGCUGUGCUGGACUUACGAAAAGGCCUGGUGCGGGGAUGCUUCAAGGGUCUCUGCGGGAGUGUGCGGGGUCUGCAGUGCCACGCCUCGCAACCCCUGGUGGCAUCUUGCGGCCUGGACCGCUUUUUGCGGAUCCACAGCCUGGAGGACCGGCGGGUGCAGCACAAGGUUUACCUAAAAUCCCGCCUCAACUGCCUCCUGCUCGCCAGCCGAAACUUGGAGGAUUUGGACGACGCCGGGGACGCCGGGCAGGAGGUUAAGGACGAGGACAACGAUGUGGACGAAGUAUGGGAUGCUAUGGUGCAAGUGAGGGAGCAAGAGGAGAAUCUCACGAGGAAAACAUCCGAGGAGGAAGGUGACAACUCCAAGAGGAAAGCAUUAGAGGAUGAGGAUUCCAAGAGUGCAACUUCUGAAGAGGAAAGAGAGAAUCCUGAGAAGGAAACACCAGAGGAGGAAGGUGACAAGUCCAAGAGGAAAGCACUAGAGGAUGAGAAUUCCAAGAGUGCAACUUUUGAGGAGGAAGGAGAGAAUCCUGAGAAGGAAACACCAGAGGAAGCGGAACAGCCGAAGAAGAGGAGGAGGAAAAGAAAGAAAGCUCAAGCCUGAGAGGCGUGUUAAGAGACAUUUGAAGAUAAAUGAUGUCGUGGGAGUGUUCCCUGGAGGAUUUGCAUCUGUUAUCAUUUUUUUUAACCUUCAUUAAAAUGGCCUUUUUGUCCAUUUUA
This is a messenger RNA of Syngnathus typhle (broad-nosed pipefish), 1575 nucleotides long. RefSeq names its product WD repeat domain 74 (gene wdr74). NCBI's taxonomy places the organism in Eukaryota, Metazoa, Chordata, Actinopteri, Syngnathiformes, Syngnathidae. Gene Ontology annotation, biological process: ribosomal large subunit biogenesis. The transcript has 2 exons. The coding region runs from base 110 to 1459 and encodes 449 amino acids. Gene Ontology annotation, molecular function: protein binding. The record is from RefSeq and is a predicted model, not a curated record. Gene Ontology annotation, cellular component: nucleolus; preribosome, large subunit precursor.